UCACGUUAUUGAUUAUUCGUCCAGGUUGCAGUAGAAAGAUAACAAAAGGCUUGUCGAGGUGGAAAACGUUCAAAGCUAUACUGAAAUAAAAUUUACAUUCUUUUACACUGUUUUCAUUGGGAGACGUAGGCCUACUAGUACGUAAGGUUGUGUCGACAUAAAUUAUUCAGACGAAAUUUUUUGUCUUGGUAACAAAUUACUUUCGAUUUGCAGCAGAGUGUAAUGGACCACUUUGACAGCAACACUAUGUUCAGACGAGGGCUCUACAUUGUUGUACUAGCCGCCAUUGCCGCUUUCUGCCAUGCGGUGGAGCCACCGAAUUGCCCUGCCAACAAACCGUUCGUGAACUGCACCUUGAGUCCGUGUAAUGUGAGCGCACCCUGUGUAACCUCUCCCACUGCAGUCUGCAAACCAGACUACUGCGGCGGGUGCGUGGCCAAGUUCUACGACAGGAGUGAUAACAACGAAGUCCAUUGUGAGGAAGAGGUAGGCAUCAUUUGCGAAUUGAAGAACACCACCAUUGGCUGCCUGCAGGAGACAGAGAGGAACAAAGUGAUGAAGAUCUUGUUUGCCAACUACGGCCGAACCAGCGACAUCAAGUGCCGCCAUCCCUACAACACCUCAUCGCUGCACGAGUCUCUCAACUGUAGUGCUGCCAAUUCUACCAAGAUAAUCCGGGAUUUGUGUGAGGGGAAACGCACCUGUCAUCCGGAUGUCUCCAAUGCCGUAUUUGGUGACCCUUGUUAUGGGACGUACAAGUACCUGGAGGUGGAUUGGCAAUGUGUGGACCCAGCCAGUGGCGGCUGUGCUCUAGUUCAGAAAUUACNGUGCGUGGCCAAGUUCUACGACAGGAGUGAUAACAACGAAGUCCAUUGUGAGGAAGAGGUAGGCAUCAUUUGCGAAUUAAAGAACACCACCAUUGGCUGCCUGCAGGAGACAGAGAGGAACAAAGUGAUGAAGAUCUUGUUUGCCAACUACGGCCGAACCAGCGACAUCAAGUGCCGCCAUCCCUACAACACCUCAUCGCUGCACGAGUCUCUCAACUGCAGUGCUGCCAAUUCUACCAAGAUAAUCCGGGAUUUGUGUGAGGGGAAACGCACCUGUCAUCCGGAUGUCUCCAAUGCCGUAUUUGGUGACCCUUGUUAUGGGACGUACAAGUACCUGGAGGUGGAUUGGCAAUGUGUGGACCCAGGUACGCUCAGUUCUGUGACGAGAAAUGAAUGCAGCGUUGGAGCUCUGCUCACCAUUGCCUUUGGUCUGGCAUUCUCUCUUAGCAGAACCUAACGCACCGACAGGAACUACGAGCGCCAAGUAAAGAUUACAUAAGCUUUAGCGUGCCAUAAGCACAAAAGUUCGUCUUCAGAGUAUGUCAAACACAUUUUAUUUGUUUGUAAACAAAACAGCAUUUAGCCAGAUUUUGUAGUUUUAUUUUAACGUACUAAAACACCAUUCGCACCUUUUCAAAAUAUAAUUGGGAAAUGGAACUAUUGACGUUGAAGAGAUUUGCCCAAAAAUAUAAGAAAUAUAUAAGUACAGGCUAAUACUAGAAAACACUGAAUAAAGGGAUUGCAGGUCACGUGUUACAGACAAUGCUUUAAGAACUGUCCGAUUUUGGGCACUGAGCAAUAUUAAAAUAUGUAAACAUCUCGCACUGAAAUUAACCGAUUAAAAAAUCUGUAUCUGCGUUCCAGCGCUGUAUACCCUAUCUACUUUUACAAUGUAAAAAUCUAUCACUUAUUUUCUUAUACUGGCACUUUCGCAAGAAACUUUUUUCUUGUUAAUUUGAACAUUUAAAAAGUUAACGGUCCCAUUUUUCAGACCGACGCAAAGUUUGCGUCCAAUCACAAGCAAACAGAUGACUAUGUGUUCAAAAUAAAAUUGGCAUAGUGAA
This is a messenger RNA of Lingula anatina, 1891 nucleotides long. Its product is annotated as rhamnose-binding lectin. The record is from RefSeq and is a predicted model, not a curated record. Lineage: Eukaryota; Metazoa; Brachiopoda; Lingulata; Lingulida; Lingulidae. Gene Ontology annotation, molecular function: carbohydrate binding.